Prorocentrum cordatum is the source of this 801-nucleotide messenger RNA. The record is from the annotation of a GenBank genome assembly. NCBI's taxonomy places the organism in Eukaryota, Dinophyceae, Prorocentrales, Prorocentraceae.
GAGGAGCCCGCGUGGGGAGCCGCCUCCCUGGUGCCUCACGCCCUGGCGGCCUUCGCGGCGGGGCUGCUGCUGGGAGGACGCUGCCGUUCCUGUUGGGCCUUCUCUUCUUUGCCCUCUGCAUCCCGCGCAGCAGCAGGAUGGACAGGACGGACCCCGCGCGGCGGCGAGAGCUGGUGAGACGUUCGCGCCGCAACGGGCGCCCUCCUGCGGCGGGCGCAGCCGCGCGGAGCUCGGCGAUGGGGGCCUCCGUAGGCUGGGCCCGCGAGGUGCGUUCGGAGGGCGAUCCGAGGAUCGGGGGCGGUUCCCCCACGGGAAGCGUGCGCAUCGAGCACGCCAUCGCAUGCUCAGGCCAGGAGUGCAUUCCUUCGCCCGCGUGCUGCCGCACGUGCCGCCGCGCGCCCGGUGGCGCAGAUGGGGCACGCAGCGGCGCGCCGGGGAUCCAACGCCUGGCGCUUUGUCCGAUGGCCUCGCCGAGCGUUGGACGUGUGAGCGCGAGGGCGUCCCCACCGCUGCCCGAGACCCCUCCCAGUCCUCCUCCACGUCCUCCUCCUCCUCCUCCUCCUCCUCCUCCUCCUCCUCCUCCUCCUCCAGGUGGCACAUGCCCAACUCUGCGGAUGCUUGUUCUUGCUUGUCUUGCUUCUGGAUGCGGGUAAAGCCCAGACGUGGAAGCUGCAGCGUGUCAUUCGCAGCUGGGUCACGUCUGCCCGUUGGCACGCGGGGUGCUGUGCGGGAGGCGCCUGCGCUACCUGGUCGCGCGCACCCGGGGCAGCGAGAGCGUUCGUGGCGUCUUGUCUAUGCUGG